AUGUCAAGUUCAUCUUUCCUAGAGCCUUCUGCUGCUCUUCGACCUAUUCCUGCCGAAGAAGAAUUGCUUGUGGAAGAGCCUUCAACAUCACCAUCACCAACGACUAACGGCAAUGAGAAUGGAAAUAACAGCAAUACAACAACUAAUUCAAAGAAAGGCUUGAGCAUUUCCUUUACAUCCAAUCAUGCAAAAAAAGGCCCAAUAACACGAAAAAGCAAAUUGGAAGUUACAAAAUCAUCAUCAAAUAUUGAUACAGAUGUUUUAACUCCAUUGAGUUCUAUUGUUGAACACAGCUUUUUGCCAAAUCCUGGAGUCAUGCAGCAAGCAACCGAAGAAUUUGAGGAGAAAGUCAAGGAGAAGGAGCAAAUGAGAAAAACAUCAUCUUCGGGGUUCUUACCUGGAGUAUCCACUCCCUUUUCUCCACCAUUUUUAGAUUUGGCAGUACCAACCCCAACACCCCUGACUGCCGUACCUGGAGCACUUUAUGUUUACAACGAAGAAGCAUUUAAAGCAGAUUUAGAUGAUUUUGAAGAUGAAUCACAGCUUUUAGAACAAAUUAGAUCAAAAGAAGCCUGUUUUGCAGAAGAGUAUAUUAACGAUGAAAUAGUGCAAGUGUGCAACAAUUUAUUUAAAGUUUUGGAAAUGAGACGAAAGCAUCAAGUUGGUGAAUAUAACGACGAAUCUAGAAGAGAUGCUCGUCCUUGGAACUGUUUCUAUUAUAAGGAAGACUUUGUUGGAAAUGUUGAUGAAGACGAAUUACUACUCAAUUCAAGACAGCAUGCAUAUGUGGAACCAAAACUGACCUAUGAUCCGUAUGACCUUGAUGCAAGCCAAAAUCAUCCAGUAACACCUGAGGACAUUAUUGUCAUGAAAGAGGGUAUUUUUUAUGUGAAAACCACACUUGGCCAAGAAAUUGUUCCUCCAGUGACUUUUUCAGAACAUUUUGAAACAUAUCAAUUCCUCUCAAACCUCAUGUAUGACGCUCCGACAAAAUCCUUCAGUUAUACCAGACUCAAUGCAUUAGAGUUGAAAUUUACACUCUUCAAAAAGUUGAAACAAUUUGAAGAGAUCAAGACACAAAAGCUUGUACCUCACAGAGACUGGUACAACGUUCGUAAAGUUGACGGCCAUGUUCACUUAUCUUCAAUGGCACACCAAAAACACUUGCUCAGAUAUAUUAAGAGAAAGCUCAAGCAAUGCCCAGAUGAAGUCGUCAUUAUUAGAGACGGCAAAAAACUAACACUAGCAGAAGUAUUUGACAGUUUGAACUUGACUCCUUUCGACUUGUCUGUAGACACUCUCGACGUUCAUGUCGACAAGACACAAACCAUGCACAGAUUCGACAAAUUCAAUUUGAAAUAUUCACCCUUUGGCCAAUCCAGACUUAGAGAAAUAUUUCUCAAAACUGACAACCUGAUUGAAGGCAAAUAUUUUGCCGAGAUGACGAGAGAGGUUUUUAAGGACUAUGAAGACAGUAGAUAUCAACAUGCCGAACCAAGAGUGUCCAUCUACGGCAAGCAAUAUGAUGAAUGGCAAAAUCUUUCCAAGUGGGUCAUCAAACAACGAAUGUAUAGUCCCAAUAUCAGAUGGCUUAUCCAAAUUCCUAGACUCUACAAUGUUCACAAACAAUUUAAUGCAAUUGAUACCUUCCAACAAAUGCUUUACAACAUUUUCCAUCCACUCUUUGAAGCAACCAGAUGCCCAGACAAGUAUCCAGAAAUUAGUACCUUCUUGAAUUACAUUGUAGGAUUUGAUUCUGUGGAUGACGAAAGCAAACCCGAACCAAGAUUUCACAAGGAUUUACCAACUCCAGAUCAAUGGACCAUGCAUGAAAAUCCUCCCUAUGCCUACUAUUCGUACUACUUUUAUGCAAACAUUAAGGUUUUGAAUGCAUAUAGAAAGUCAAAAGGCUUGAACACAUUUGCCAUUCGACCACAUGCUGGAGAAGCUGGUAAUGCCUCUCACCUGGUCAGUGCGUAUCUACUCUCAGAUGAAAUCAACCAUGGUAUCGAAUUGAGAAAAGCUCCCGUGUUGCAAUAUUUGUAUUACCUUUCUCAAGUUGGGUUGGCCAUGUCUCCUCUUUCCAACAAUUCCCUAUUUUUGUCCUAUGAGAAGAAUCCAUUCCCUCAAUUUUUCCAAAGAGGUCUCAACGUUGCAUUAUCUACCGAUGAUCCUCUCAUGUUCCACUUUACUCGUGAACCAUUAAUGGAAGAAUAUUCUAUUGCAGCUCAAGUAUAUCACUUGACAAAUGUAGAUUUGUGUGAAAUUGCUAGAAAUUCAGUUAUUCAAUCUGGUUUUGAGGAUGUCUUUAAGAAGUAUUGGCUUGGAACAACAAGAAUGUUCGGAACUAAUGAUAUUCGUCAAUCAAACGUUCCUAAUUUGAGACUUAAAUAUCGUUUUGAAACUCUAGUCGAUGAACAUUUAUUCAUUCAGAAAGCUCUUGCCGUCGAUUACCUUAAAAAGAAGGUUAAGGGAGCUAAAUAUGCUCCUCCUCCACCAAUGCCUCCUGGAGAAGUUCUGACCUAUUUACUUAGAGACAAACCAUCCUAUUUGGCACUCACAUUUAGUUCCAUUGGCUCUCUUGCAAAUUAUCCAGCCAUUACCACUCGAACUGAAAAUCCACCAACACAGACAAAUAAGAAUCAGAGUGCAAUGAAUAGCCAACCAGUGGCUACAAGUACCACUACUGCAUCCAAAGACAAUACUGGCCUUUAUGUCCUAUUAACCACAACAGUAUUACUGUUGGGAACCUUGGCAAUUAGUAAUUGGCGUAAAUAA
Naegleria lovaniensis is the source of this 2778-nucleotide messenger RNA. RefSeq lists its product as uncharacterized. Gene Ontology annotation, cellular component: cytosol. Lineage: Eukaryota; Heterolobosea; Eutetramitea; Acrasida; Naegleriidae. The record is from RefSeq and is a predicted model, not a curated record. The coding region runs from base 1 to 2778 and encodes 925 amino acids. Gene Ontology annotation, molecular function: AMP deaminase activity. Gene Ontology annotation, biological process: AMP metabolic process; IMP salvage. The transcript has a single exon.